UCAAAGCCUUUCCCACCUCAACCACAAAGGCCUUCAAACUUCAAACUCACCUCCACUUCUCCACAAGCAUGCAAAACUACUCCAAGCGACCCAAACUCGACGCAGCCACAGCCCCACCGCAGCUUACCCAAAACCCACUUGCUCCACCGCCUCGACGCCUCUCCCACGAGCAAGAACUCACCGUAAUUGUGUCCGCUCUUCGUAACGUCGUCGCCGGCAACACCACCGCCAACACCAUGGACUUCAACUCUCUCUUCCCUUCCUACUACUGCCCCACCGUCACUUCCUCCACCUCCUCCGCUCCCGCCCAAUUCUCUGGCUCCGAUGUCGACACGUGUCCUGUUUGUAACAUUAGAGGCUGUCUCGGAUGCAAUUUUUUCCCGCCGGUUCAGGAGGAGAGCAACAAGAAGGGACCCAAGAAGAGGGUGAAGAAGAACUUCAGGGGAGUGAGGCAGCGGCCUUGGGGGAAAUGGGCCGCCGAAAUCCGAGACCCGAGGAGAGCCACUCGGGUCUGGCUCGGUACAUUCCAAACGGCCGAGGAGGCGGCCCGAGCCUACGACAAGGCAGCCAUUGAGUUUCGCGGCCCCAGAGCGAAGCUCAAUUUCCCAUUUCCGGAUAAUUCUUUGACGUCGAUGAACCAAGAAAUCGCAACGCCGCCGGCACAGGCGCCCAUUCAGGUACUACCCCAGAAGCAGAAUAAGGUAGUUGCUGCCGAUCGCGAAGCAAAGCAUGAGAACAAGAGCGAGGAUUCAAAAGAAAUGGAAUGCGAUCGCGAGUUCUGGGAAAGGAUUGGAGAAGACGAGCUGUUUCAGCAAUGGAUUAUGACGGACUACGCAGCUUGUCAUUCGUCGGAUUCUGGAAACGGAUCUGCCGGAAAUUCUCACAGUUACUAAUGCUUGAAGCAGAUUAAAUUAGAUGCUUGGUCCCAUUAUUGUACGUAGGCUGGAGAAUCAGUUCAUUAGUUGUCUAGUUAUUGUUCUUUGAUUAACAUUCAUGUGGAGUUUCUUGUUUUUGAGGGAGAAAUUCACAUUGUGUUACUGUUUGGUUAAGGAUUGCGAUGUAAAAUUUGACGUAUAUAUUGAUUAUCAUAAGCAUGAGAUUACCUUAA
Argentina anserina (silverweed cinquefoil) is the source of this 1108-nucleotide messenger RNA. Its product is annotated as ethylene-responsive transcription factor ERF109. Gene Ontology annotation, molecular function: DNA-binding transcription factor activity; DNA binding. Gene Ontology annotation, biological process: regulation of DNA-templated transcription; ethylene-activated signaling pathway. The transcript has a single exon. The coding region runs from base 69 to 893 and encodes 274 amino acids. Lineage: Eukaryota; Viridiplantae; Streptophyta; Magnoliopsida; Rosales; Rosaceae. The record is from RefSeq and is a predicted model, not a curated record.